GGGGCGGCGGCGGCGGCUGAGCGUCUGUGGGUCGAUCCCGCCCCCCGGGCCGGCCCUUCCCCGCUGCCCAAGCGUCCGUCAGGCUGCGGGGGGAGGCGGACGGACGGCGCGGGCGAAAGAGAAAGGCGCUCCGGUCCAGAGGGGAAAGAAAGAUACGAGGGAGCUCCUCGCGGGGAAACACUCCCCCCUACUCCCCACCCACACCUUCCUUACUCUCCUCAGUCCUUUUCUCUGGGAGUCGCCCAGCGAGGAGGAGAAGAAGAAGCAAAAAAAAAGGAGAGGAGACGGGACUUUCCCACAGUGAAUGGACUCGCCGAAGGAGCGAACAUGGCCAGUGUCUCCUCCUUUGGCAAGUACACCCACGCCAUCGUCCGCUGCAUUCCUUCCUCCUUUGCCACAGCGGAGACCACAGCGGAUGGAUCUGACAGUGGGGCUGAUCCGGUGGACCUAGCCAAGGCUCACCGACAGUACGGGGUCUACACUGGCAUACUGCGCCAGAAGCUAGGGCUGCAAGUCAUCGAACUGGCGGCAGACGAGGGCUUCCCCUAUGCCACACUGGUGGGGGAUCUGGCAGUCAUCCAGGGAGAUACUGUGCUCCUCACUCGGCCAUGGAUGCCCACGCGGCGAGAUGAGAUCAGCUGUGUCAGAAAGGUCUUGGAGGAGCUAAAACUUCGUGUGGUGGAAGUUACAGAUGAGGGAGCCACCCUGGAUGGAAGCGAUGUGCUCUUUACAGGUAGAGAAUUCUUUGUGGGUAUUUCCAAAUGGACCAAUCACAGAGGAGCAGAGAUGGUAGCUGAUGCUUUUAGAGAUUUUGCUGUGUCUACCGUUCCUGUCUCAGGAACAUUGCAUCUCCGCAGCUUCUGCAGCAUGGCGGGACCUGACACCGUUGUCAUUGGCAGCAGUGAAGUGGCCAAGAAAGCCAUGAAGACCAUGGAGCAAUUAACUGAUCACCACUACGAAACGCUGACAGUUCCUGAUGACCCAGCUGCUAAUUGUAUCUACGCUCGUCUGGGCCAGAAGAGUAGCGUUCUUUUGCAUCGCAGCACAGAUGAAUAUCCGAACAGCGUGCAACCUUUUCAGAAGCUUCCAGAUUACACCCUGAUCCCUGCGGCGUGCACAGAAGUAGCCAAACUUGGUGGUACUCUCAGUUCCUGCUCUCUUCUCAUCAACAAGAAGCUGGAGAUCUAGUGCCUAUGGAUCCACACAAAAAUACAGGUUCCCCCAGUUCCUGGAGCCCUUUCCUUGUUUUCUUCGUGCAGAGCAAUGUAGCUCUUCUUUUCUCCACUUCCUUAUGAAGCAGAGGGCCACUCUAAUUCCCAUGCCUGCUAAUUAGGUCACAUUUAAAUUUGGCAUCUGUUUCUUUUUUAAUUUACAUUGGACCUUCUCUCCCACCAAGUCAUACCUCUCUUUACUUUCUCUCUUUACCUUUUUUUUUAUGUUACCCUUUAGAAAGAUUUUUACUCUGGCAUAGAAAAGGGUUUAUAUCUCUUGCUCCCAAAACUUAAUAAAAACC
Messenger RNA from Pseudonaja textilis, 1513 nucleotides. It is a transcript of the gene DDAH2, whose product is annotated as DDAH family member 2, ADMA-independent. NCBI's taxonomy places the organism in Eukaryota, Metazoa, Chordata, Lepidosauria, Squamata, Elapidae. The record is from RefSeq and is a predicted model, not a curated record.